UGUCCUGGGAAGGAUAGUGAGCCGGAAGACGCUGUGUGCUCCCGUCCCGCUGAGCGCACAUCCCCGUUGGCCCGCUUUGGGGAGACAUCUCCCGGCGGUACCAUUUCCUAGAAAGCCGAGGCCGUUUUCCUCGCGGCGCGCCGCGGCCGCAGAGGCUCCCGGGAAGUGUGGUUUCCGGAGUUCCGCGUCCCCCGUGCCCGGAGCGUCCGUUCCGGACGCGGAGGGGUCCGGACAGGUCGCUGGACUGUGGCGUCCGCUCUGGGCUCGUCCCGCGACGCUGCCCGGCCUAGCUCCGCUCUUCUGGAAUCGGUUGGGAGUCUGGGCGGACUAUUUCCGGGAGGCGGCGGCCGUUGCCGGCUCUCUGGCGUCCGGAGCGUCAGGAACACUACCCAUCCGUAAGCCACGAGGCUAGAAAAGGAACUGUGUGGACUAUUGGAAAUUGUAAUGACUCAGGUGACAUUUAGUGAUGUGGCUAUAGACUUCUCUCAUGAAGAGUGGGCAUGGUUAGAUUCUGCGCAGAAGGAUUUAUACAAGGAUGUGAUGGUGCAGAACUAUGAAAAUCUGGUCUCUCUAGCAGGUCUUUCCAUAACUAAGCCAUAUGUGAUCACUUUAUUGGAGGAUGGAAAAGAACCCUGGAUGGUGGAGAAAACACUAUCAAAAGAUUGGGAAUCAAGAUGGGAAAACAAGGAAUUAUCAACAAAGGAUAUUUAUGAUGAAGAUUCACCCCAAACAGAAAAAAUAGAAAAAAACAUAAGGCGGCAUUGUGAAUUUUCAGAUUUUAACAAGAACGGAAAAUAUAAAGGGAAGUUGGAGGGGAAGGAUGGACAUCAGGUAGAACAUUGCAGACUAAUGACCCUCACCUUUAGUGAGAGCCCCUCUGGGGAAAGUGUUGACAAAUACAGUACGUCAUUUAGAAGCAUCUUCCAUGUAAAGCCUACUCUUUCUGAACCACAGAGUAUUUCUGCUGAAGGGACAUCGAAUAAAUAUGAUAUGUUAAAGAAGAGUUUACCAAUAAGGUCAGUUAUAAAAAACGAGAAAAUCUGUGGCAGAAAGAAAGUUUUGAGUUCUAAUGAAAGUGUGGCAACUUUUAGCAAAAGCAAAUCUCUUACCCUUCAUCAGACUUUUAAUAGAGAGAAGAUCUAUACAUGUAGUGAAUGUGGGAAAGCCUUUGGUAAACAAUCAAUCCUUAAUCGCCAUUGGAGAAUUCAUACAGGAGAGAAACCUUAUCAUUGUCGUGAAUGUGGGAAGACUUUUAGCCAUGGCUCAUCCCUUACUCGACAUCAAAUAAGCCAUAGUGGAGAGAAGCCUUACAAAUGUACUGAAUGUGGAAAGGCCUUUAGUCAUGUCUCUUCUCUUACUAAUCAUCAAAGCACUCACACUGGAGAGAAACCAUAUGAAUGUACGAACUGUGGAAAGUCUUUUAGUCGUGUUUCACAUCUCAUUGAACAUCUGAGGAUUCAUACUCAAGAAAAACUUUAUGAGUGCCAAAUAUGUGGGAAGGCCUUCAUUCAUAGGUCAUCUCUUAUCCACCAUCAGAAAAUACAUACUGGAGAGAAACCUUAUGAAUGUAGUGGAUGUGGGAAAGCUUUUUGCUGUAGCUCACACCUUACUCGACAUCAAAGAAUUCACACUAUCGAGAAACAAUAUGAAUGUAACAAAUGUCUGAAAGUCUUUAGUAGCCUCUCAUUUCUUAUUCAACAUCAGAGUAUUCAUUCUGAAGAAAAACCCUUUGAAUGUCAGAAAUGUAGGAAAUCUUUCAGCCAGCCUGAAUCACUGAAUAUGCAUUUGAGAAAUCACAUUAGAUUGAAACCUUAUGAAUGCAGUAUAUGUGGGAAAGCCUUCAGUCACAGGUCAUCCCUGCUUCAACAUCACAGAAUUCACACUGGAGAAAGACCUUAUGAGUGUAUUAAAUGUGGGAAGACCUUCAGCUGUAGUUCAAACCUUAUUGUACAUCAGAGAAUUCAUACUGGAGAAAAGCCAUAUAAAUGUGAUGAAUGUGGAAAAGCUUUUAGUAAAGGUUCAAAUCUUACUGCCCAUCAGAGAACACAUAAUGGACAAAAACCCAGUAAUGCAGUAAAUAUGGAAAGGUCUUUAGACCGUAUAAAUCAGUAUGCAUAUGAGAAAUCAUACAAGAGAGAAACUAUGUGAAGCAUCAUUUUUCAUAAUAAAUUUCAGCCACAAAUCCUAAUUCAAUAUCAAAAUUUUUGAGAACAGCCUUACAAGUGUAGUGUUUAUGGGAAGACCUUUAUGAUGAAACCUUUAUUGUCUAUCAGAGUUCAUGCUAUAGAAAACCAUAAGAGGAUAACAAAUGUGGGAAGGCCUUUGUCAGUAUUAAUCCCUUAGUUGACAAAAGUAAAUACAGACAAGAAAAAAAAAAAACUAUACACAUAGCAGAUUUAGGAAAGAUUAGGUAGUAUGAAUCUCUUACAAAC
Molecule: messenger RNA, 2432 nt
Organism: Marmota monax (woodchuck)
Lineage: Eukaryota; Metazoa; Chordata; Mammalia; Rodentia; Sciuridae
Product: zinc finger protein 181
Exons: 5
Coding region: 445-2148 (567 amino acids)
Biological process (GO): negative regulation of transcription by RNA polymerase II
Molecular function (GO): DNA-binding transcription repressor activity, RNA polymerase II-specific
Source: RefSeq, a predicted model, not a curated record